Messenger RNA from Pedinophyceae sp. YPF-701, 1074 nucleotides. The record is from the annotation of a GenBank genome assembly. Lineage: Eukaryota; Viridiplantae; Chlorophyta; Pedinophyceae.
AUGGACCCGAAGGCGGCCGCGGAGGGUAACUCUGAGAGCGCUGUUGAUAGAGAGAAGGGGGCCGAGGGCGCGAUGGGAGCCAAGGGCGGGCUGGGGGCGGGAGGGAGGAUUUUCGGGCUGCCGACGGUGAUGGUGGCGUGCCUGUGCUACUGCGCGUCCUCGAGCAGCAUGGUUUUAGCGAACAAGUUCGUCCUGUCGUCGUUCGACUUCCACUGUCCGAACACCAUCAUUCUGGCCCAAUGCCUCAGCUGCCUAAUUCUAGUGAAAGCGUGCGAGGGGCUGGGCUAUAUCAGGCUCGAGCCCCUCAAGUACGAACUGAUGGCGAUGUGGGCGCCGGCCAACGUCGUCUUCGUCUGCAUGCUGCUCUCGGGCUUCUUUGCCCUGAAGCACCUCAACGUGGCCAUGGUCACCGUGCUCAAGAACUGCACCAACCUCCUCGUGAUCACCGGCGACUACUUCUUCUACGGACGGACAUACAGCAGCAAGGUGUGGGUGUCGCUGCUGUUGAUGAUCGCGUCGGCGAUCGCGGGCGGCGCGACGGACCUCGAGUUCAACGCGCUGGGGUACGUCUGGCAGCUGAUCAACUGCUGCUUCACGGCGGGGUACUCCCUCGUCCUGCGCGGCGUCAUGGACCGCGUCAGCGCGCACACGCGCUCUGGCGGCAAGCUGGACGAGUUCUCCAUGGUGCUCUACAACAACCUGCUGUCGGUGCCGCUCCUGCUCCUCGUGAUCGUGUUCUUCGGCGAGGCCGCGCAGCUCCCGCACCAGGGCGCGCUGCAUGAGCCCACGUUCCUGCUUGCCGUGCUGGCCACCGGCGUCCUCGGGUUCGCCAUCUCCUUCGCAUCCCUCUGGUUCCUCUCCACCGCCACGCCGACCAUCUACUCCCUCACGGGCUCCCUGAACAAGAUCCCGCUGGCGGCCCUGGGCAUCUUCCUGUUCAACGUGCAAACGUCGGCCGCGAACCUCGUCAGCAUCGCCAUCGGUCUGUCCGCGGGGAUCGUGUUCGUCCAGGCGCUGCAGGCCAGCAAAGCAAAACAGCAAGCCUCCGCGUCCAACAAGGUCAGCAGGGUCUAG